Messenger RNA from Anneissia japonica, 693 nucleotides. RefSeq lists its product as uncharacterized. Bases 22 to 582 code for a protein of 186 amino acids. The transcript is spliced from 4 exons. The record is from RefSeq and is a predicted model, not a curated record. Lineage: Eukaryota; Metazoa; Echinodermata; Crinoidea; Comatulida; Comatulidae.
GAGUUAAUUUUUCUCUUUAGCAUGGAUUUGGUUGAGGAUCAUGAUAUUGUGAUAACAAGCUCUGUUGACUGCACUGUAAGGCUGUGGACAACUGAAGGCCACUACAUUGGUACUCUUGGUCAGAGUGAUGUUUGGGAUAUAUAUAAUCCAUCAACAUUCACCUAUCCUAUGGUUCCUUAUGAUGUGUUAGUGGAUCCAUUAAGCAUGCCAUCUCAUCCGGUACUAGAUAUUAAAACGUCAACGGAAGAAGUUAUUCAUGCAGACUCAGAGGAUGGGGACUCAACUAAUGGAAGCAGCGGUAAUGAUGAAGAAAAGGUGGAAGUGAGCAGUGUGGUAUUUAGUAGCAAAUCUACAUUCCAUUAUGAUGAUACAAUGAUAGCCAAUGAACUGAAGACCAAGCCUUUUGACAACAGCUGUGGAAAAAGAUUACGGCAUGAAAGAUUGAAAGCAAACCCCAAAGAUCGAGGAGGACCAAAUGCAUACCAGAAGCUAAAGUGUUUCAGCUUGGAUGACACACCUCCAAUAACUCAUCCAAGCAAAAAUAGAGAAAAGAUACAAGAUCCUAUUGGCUUUCACCUGUAAAACAAUUGGAAUUGUUUUAAUGUUAAUGUGCAAUUCAUUGAUUGAAAGAAAAUAAUUGUUGACUCUAUAUAAAAGAUGAAAUCUAUUGAUAUAUUUUGCUACAAGAUUAGU